AUGAGCAGCCCCCCCCGCUCAGCCGUUGAGGAGUCAAUAAACUCGACGGCGACGGCACCACCAUACACCGCGUCGGUCACAGAUUCAGACAACACGACUGUCACCACCGUACCGCAAGAAGGAGAACCCACCCCAAUAGUCCUCGACACCCUCAUCGAGACUCUCGAAGAACUGGCUGAAGCGCAACGGAUCUCCCGACUACCACAGACCGACACGGAACAGCAUGAUUACAACUGCCGGCUCCUCACGGAUAAGCACCCAGACAGCCCCAACACCGAGGCCCUCCCGGCAUACAACCGGUACAGUUCUGGUUACGGACCUCGGCCAACUCCCCCUGAAGACCGUGAAUCGAUUCUCUUCCAGCGGAUCGCGGACAUCUUUGCCGAACACCCGUCCCUUAAGGAGUUUCUCGGCCUACCGCUGACUCGGUGUCCGCCGGAAUACCAAGCCCCGCCAUCAUAUACCACCAGUCUCGUCCCUGAUACCACCCAGCAGAAAAACAACAACACCAAAAACCCCGAGCAACACCAAGAAACCACCACCCGCUUCCCAACCAACCCCAAAAUCAUCAAACUCCACCGCCUCCUCAUCACCACCUUCUUCCACACCCUCUCCCCCCACACCCCCUCCGAAUCCACCCCCCUCUCCCAUCACAUCCUCCCAAUCCCCGACCCCCACCCCCUCACAACCGCCUACCUCACCACCAACCUCCUCACCCCAGACACCCCCUCCCGAACAGGCCUCACCCCCCUCCUCGCCGCCAUCGCCGCCCGCCGUCCCCACACCGUCACCCUCCUCCUCAGAGCCGGCGCAGACCCGAACCGCUUCGGCACCGUCCAGCCCACCGAACCAGGCUACGCCGCUAUCCCGCUGGGUGAUAAAGCCCUGCACCGGUUGGUUAAGCGGGGCAGAAGGAUCCGGGCGAGAGAGAGGGCGGGGAAGCCGUAUGUUUACCAGCCGACUACGGUUGAGACGCUGCUGGGGUAUUUUGCUGUUGAGAGGACGCCGCUUAUGGUUGCCGCUGCGACGGGGCAGUUGACACUUGUGAGGCUGCUGCUUACACCAACUACUGCAAAUACCACCAAUACCCGCAGAGAACCAGCCCGGGAUGAAUUAAUAGCCUCCGAAGACGGACAACUCGCCCUGCGUCUGGCGCGAGAGGCAGGGCACAGGGAAAUAGUCGAUUUACUCCCCAAGCGCCGGGGUGGGGAAUGGAAACGCUGGAAAACGCAUCACGCCGUCGCGCUGGAACGAGUCACCCGCGCAAGCAGGAAGGCUGGGAGGGUGGCGUUGUGGUUCGCUUGGGACUUGCCGAGGUUUUGGGUGUGGACGGUGCCGUAUCACGUGGUUUUCCGGCCGGUGGGGAAGAUGGGGAGGUGGAUGUGGGUUCAUAGGCGGGAGGUCGCGGAGUGGUGUCUCAAGCAAGUCAAGAAAUCACCCCGGACGGUGGAAAGGGUAGUGGGGGAGGUUUGGAAGGGGGUGAAGGCUCUGCCGGGGGAGGUUGGGGCGGUGAUGAAAAAGAUUCCGGGGUUGGUGAAAAAAGUAAUGAAGUUGGCGUGGAAGGUGAUUUCGAGAAUCCCGGCCGCGAUGAAGGUGUUGGUGGUGUGGGUGUGGGAAGGGUUGAAAGCGCUGGGGAAGGCUACAGGGGAAGUCUUCAAGCGGGUGGUGAGUGUGUUGCAUACGCUGGUAUGGGCGGUGUUGGGGUGGUUGAAGGGGGUGACGUUGAAGGAUGUGUGGAAUGGGGUGUGUGAUGUGGUGGAUGCGGUGGUGCGAAGGUUGCCGAAGGCGGUGUUUGGGGUGUUGAGGGAGCUGGGACCGGCGGUGGGGAGGAUGUUGGAGGCGAUGUUGGGGUUGUUGGGGGAUGUGAUUUGGUUUGUGGUGAAGUUGUUGUGGGCUGUGGUGAAGUAUGUGCCGAAGCAGAUGGGAAAGAUUGUGGCGGCGGUGUGGUCGUCGAUUGCGAAGGGGUAUCAUGAGAUUAUGGUGUGGAUUGACCCGAAGCAUUAG
Messenger RNA from Dichotomopilus funicola, 2004 nucleotides. RefSeq lists its product as uncharacterized. The record is from RefSeq and is a predicted model, not a curated record. Gene Ontology annotation, molecular function: protein binding. The coding region runs from base 1 to 2004 and encodes 667 amino acids. The transcript has a single exon. Lineage: Eukaryota; Fungi; Ascomycota; Sordariomycetes; Sordariales; Chaetomiaceae.